CUGUUUGUUUGUUUUUCAGCGACCUGAAUGGAAACAACCUGACGGUCAUCACCAAGGCGGACUUCUCUGGCCUCAAACACCUCAGAGUCCUCCAUCUGAUGGAGAACCAGAUCAGUAACGUGGAGAGAGGAGCCUUUGAUGAGCUGAAGGAGCUGGAGAGACUUCGCCUCAACAAGAACCAUCUCGGCCAACUUCCAGAGCUGCUGUUUCAGAAGAAUGAAGGCCUGUCCCGACUGGACCUGAGUGAAAACAGCAUCCAGGCAAUCCCAAGGAGGGCCUUCAGAGGAGCCACGGGCCUCAAAAACCUGCAGCUGGAUAAAAACCACAUCAGCUGUAUCGAGGAGGGGGCGUUCAGAGCGCUGCGAUCCCUGGAAGUACUCACGCUGAACAACAACAACGUCAGCAGCAUCCCGGUCUCCAGUUUCAACCACAUGCCGAAGCUCCGCACCUUCCGGCUCCACUCUAACGCUCUGCGUUGCGACUGUCACCUGGCCUGGUUGUCUCCGUGGCUGCGGCAGCGGGCGGCUUUGGGCCUCUACACCCAGUGCAGCUCUCCUCCCUCGCUGAGGGGCCUCAACCUCGCCGAGCUGCGCAAGAGCGACUUCGCCUGCUCAGGUAACGGUGGCAGUGCCUUCGUUCAGCCAUGCAGCCUGGCGUCCGGCUCCUGUCCUCCCAUGUGCUCCUGCAGCAACAACAUCGUGGACUGUCGGGGGAGGGGCCUCACCGCCAUCCCCGCCCACCUGCCCGAGGCCAUGACUGAGAUUCGCUUGGAGCAGAAUGGCAUCAAGUCGGUUCCUCCGGGCGCCUUCACCUCCUACAAGAAGCUUCGUCGAAUAGACCUGAGUAACAACCAGAUAUCUGAGAUCGCUCCCGAUGCUUUCCACGGCCUCCGAGCUCUCAACUCACUGGUUCUGUACGGUAACAAGAUCACUGAGCUGCCCAGCGGAGUGUUUGAUGGCCUGGCCUCUCUGGAGCUGCUGUUGCUGAAUGCCAAUAAGAUCCACUGCAUCAGAGCCUCCGUGUUCAAAGAUCUGGAGAACUUGGCUCUGCUGUCGCUUUAUGACAACAAAAUCCAGAGUCUAGCGAAAGGCACCUUCAGCUCGCUGCACAGCAUCCAGACGCUCCACUUGGCCCAGAACCCCUUCGUGUGUGACUGUAAUGUGAAGUGGCUGGCCGACUUCCUCCGUUCGAACCCCAUAGAGACCAGCGGAGCGCGCUGCGCCAGCCCUCGACGCCUCGCCAACAAGCGCAUUGCACAGAUCAAGAGCAGCAAGUUCCGCUGCUCCGCCAAGGAGCAGUACCACAUCCCAGGUACUGAAGACCGGCGCCUGAGCUACGAGUGCAACAGUAAGCCGGUGUGUCCCGCUAAGUGUCGCUGUGAGGCCAACGUGGUCGACUGCUCCAACCUGCGCCUCACCAAGUUCCCCGAACACCUGCCCUCCUCCACCGAAGAGCUGCGUCUCAACAACAACGACCUCUCCGUGCUGGAGGCCACCGGAGCCUUCAAGGGCCUGUCGCAGCUCAAGAAGAUGCAGAUUGUUGUGUGUUGUUUCUCCUCCUGCAGGAUCCUCAGCUACAACUCUCUACGCUGCAUCCCUCCUCUGGCGCUGGGUGGCCUUCGAUCUCUGAGGCUGCUCUCUCUCCACGGCAACGACAUCUCCGAGCUGCAGCGGGGCAUCUUCAGCGACGUGGUCUCCCUGUCUCACCUAGCGAUCGGAGCCAACCCCCUGUACUGUGACUGCCGUCUGCUCUGGCUGUCAGACUGGGUGAAGAGCGGCUACAAGGAGCCUGGCAUCGCCCGCUGUGCCGGGCCGCGCGGUAUGGAGGGCAAGCUGCUGCUCACCACUCCCGCCGACAGCUUCCAGUGUCAGGGUCCGGUAGAGGCGUCUGUUCAGGCCAAAUGCAGCCCAUGCGUGACCUCUCCCUGCAAGAACCAGGGUGUCUGUCAAGUCCACCACACAGAGCUGUACACCUGUACCUGCAAGUCCGGCUUCACGGGUAAACACUGUGAGACUCCAGUCGAUGCUUGUGUCAGUAAUCCCUGCACCAACGGAGGAAUCUGCAUCAGUGACGAGCAGACGAGAGGAUUCAGCUGCGCGUGUGCGUUUGGUUUCCACGGAACCUUCUGCGAGGUGAACGUGGACGACUGUCAGGACCACGGGUGUGAGAACGGCGCCACCUGUGUGGACGACGUGGGCAACUACACCUGCUUGUGUCCUCCGAACUACACAGGUCUGCUUUGUGAGGAAGAGGAGGGUGUGUGCUCUCCAGGUAGAAACCCCUGUCAGCAUCAGUCCACCUGCAUCAGCACCCCUAUCGGCCCCAGAUGUGUGUGUAUUCCAGGCUGGGUGGGGCCAGACUGCAGUAUAAACUACAAUGAAUGCGUGGAUCAUCGCUGUCAGAACAGAGCUCAGUGUGUCGACCAUCUGGACGGCUACAGCUGCGUCUGUCCGCAGGGAUACAGUGGCGAGUUGUGUGAGGCGGCCCUUCCUGCCCCGUCCCUCUGCCAGCUGACUCCGUGUCAGCACGACGCCCCCUGCGUGGAGAAGGAGGGGACGGCGGGCUGCCAGUGUCUGCCCGGCUUCGAGGGUCAGAGCUGCGAGAAGCUGGUCAGCGUCAACUUCGUCGACAGGGAUUCUUACGUUCAGCUCCAAGACGUCAAGAACUGGCCUCAAGCCAACAUCACUCUGCAGGUGUCAACAGCAGAGGACAACGGCAUCUUGCUCUAUAACGGAGACAACGAGCCAAUCGCUGUGGAGCUCCAUCGGGGUCAUGUCAGGGUUACAUAUGACCCCGGUAACCAGCCAGCCACCGCUAUCUACAGCACAGAGACGGUGAACGACGGGCAGUUUCACACCGUAGAGCUGGUGACCUUCAAUCGGAUGGUGAACCUGUCUGUGGACGGAGGAGAGCCGACGUCCUUGGACAGUCGGGGCCGCAGCCAGCCGGUGACGGGGGACGCGCCGCUGUACGUCGGAGGUAUGCCCGAGGCGGCGAUGGAUGCCUCUCUGGGUUUCUCCUCUCAGACCCUCAACGUGUCCAGUUUCCACGGCUGCAUCAGGAACCUCUACAUCAACCACGAGCUGCAGGACUUCACCCGCGGACACAUGAAGCCGGGCGUGGUGCCGGGCUGCCAGGCCUGCCGCAAACUCUACUGCCUGCACGGCAUCUGUCAGCCCAACGCUGCUCAGGGUCCCCAGUGUCACUGCCAGUCAGGUUGGACGGGACAACACUGUGACCAGCCGGUAACAGCCGGCCUGACUGGAGCGGAUGCUGUCACAUCGGCAACCGGCGUCAACCCAUGCGACGACAGCAAGUGUGCGAAGGGCGCAUGCGUGGCGCUGGAUGCGCAGACGUACCGCUGCGACUGCGAGGAGGGAUACCGCGGCGCGCUGUGCAACCUGCAGGGGGAGCCGGCGGGCUCGUGCCGGGGGGUCCGGUGUCUGCACGGUCAGUGUCAGGAGACGGACGGCGGAGAGCGCUGCGUCUGUGAGCAGGGAUUCACCGGAGAGAGCUGCGACAUCGAGUCCCCGUGUCGAGGUGAGCCGGUGAGAGACUACCACCGCCUGCAGCACGGGACCGUCCUCUGCCAGACGUCCAAGCCUUUCUCCUGGGUCGAAUGUCGGGGUCGGUGCCAGGCGGGAGUCGAGCCGGACGCCGCCGCCGCCGCCGUCGCUUCCUGCUGCGCGCCUCUGAGGGUCCGACGCCGGCGGCUCACCUUCGAAUGCGACGACGGGACCUCGUUCACGCAGGACGUGGAGAAGCCGGUGGAAUGUGGCUGCAAGGAGUGUGUGUAGUGCUGUACACGUACACACACAAACACACACACACACACACACACGCGCACACACACAUCAAGCUAAAGAGGUACACACACUGUAGGGAUUCGCUCACUGAUAAACGGACAUUUUAAUGUUUGUUUUUGUAUGUUUUUCGCGCGGAGACGCAGUUUUGUAACAUAAGACAGUUCUUCCCUCUCGAAACAUGAAGUCAACGAAGCCGACCUCAUCGUCAUCUUCCUCCUUCUUCACCUGCUGCAGGAGACCCUGCGCGCUAACUACCUAACUCCGGCUCAUAUUCAAUCGCUCGCGUGUGUCGAAAAGCCUCCGUUUGCCUUCUCGUGUACGUGUUUCUGGUGCGUGGCUGGUUAAGUGCUGCUCUCCACUCCCUCACAUACGUCGUAUGUCGUAGUAACAUUUAGUUUAGUGUGAAACCGAUCGUCACCAACACCAACAGGGCCGCUGGCUAGCUAGCUAGCUAACUUAGCGAUGUUCAACACAUUAAUGUAAGGUUAUCUUACCGGAUGAGUUACAGCGACGCUUUUUCAAUCAGCCGGGAAAAGACAGAACGAUGUUAGUGUGAGUUCAUCCUGGUACGAAACACACGGGCAUCGUAGCUUCAGAGAGAAACGUCACUUUUGUGUGUAACGAGGUAUUUUCACUUUCUUAUACUUCAACAGUUUUAUGACAUAAUUAGACUUUCUUGACGUGCGGAAUUAUCUUUUAAAUUGACAAACAUCACAUGUGACGCAAUUCAAACGGGAUCAAAAAAUGAUUUGAGUCUCGUCGUUGACCAGCGUACAUAUUUUUCAGGUCCGAUGGUGUUCCGGCUGAAGGAGGCGUGGUUUCGUCUCUGUGGGGUUUCACACAUUAUUAAUAUAAAGCUUAGUUUAUAUUCGCCGUAGCGAAGCCGGCCUUGAAAAUGACUUAAUCUGAGCUUUAGAGAGACGUGACUGUAACAAAUACUUCACUGAUGAAAAAACUAUCAACAUGUCGGAGGAUUUUGCAAAGACGUCGUUCCAAUUCGUCGUUAGACUCUUUAGCAACAGGAGGUCUUAAAAAUCUACAUUUGAAUAAUUCAUUUGCAGCCAAAUCAAAUAUUUUACAGGAUAUUAAACCGUUGUUUCUUCGUAACGCGUUAAAUACUCGACUUGUUUCUUAACAGGGCUCCAACAAAGACAAUAGUGUAGUCCGUGAGUGUGAGGUAUGAGUUUACCGAUGAUUACAACCUUUGCUGACAGUAGAAAUCGUUAAAUUGUAAAAUAAGCUCAGGUGAUUGAGGUUAAGUCAUAAUUUGAAUAUAAACAAUAAGGUCAGCCAUCAGCAUGAGCAGCCGGAAGGUCAAAAGGUCACCGGGUUCACUCGGGGGCAGCUGAGGGGGUCACAACACGUCACAGAGCUGCUCACCAGAAGCCCUUUACUGGCGGGGGGAGUGUGUGUGUGUGUGUGUGUGUGGGUGCGUGCUUUACUCUUCUAUUUUUGUGAGGACCGGUGUUUGUAGACCUUGAGAAUGAGAUUUUUCACUUCUUCAAAGGUCUGUUUCAAGUUUAAACUUGUUUUUUAGAGUUGACUAUGUUCGAACGUCAAAGUUAUAUCAGAAUCUCAAUACUGGCAUUGAAUGACUUGUCAGAUUCCUAAUUUUACUUUUAUUACUGAUACAAUACAAUUUUCUCAGAGUAAAGUGUUGUGAUAUGCAUCAGAUAUUAAAAGAUUUAAAAUAAUACAGCCUGGGAUGAGCCACGUAUAGCUGCGAUGGUUCGGGGCCAAGCAACACAUUAUGUGAAUUAGGGUCCUCACAAGUAUAGAAGUUCAGUGUUGUGUGUGUGUAGGUGUGUGUGUGUGUGUGUGUCACCAUAAGACGCUUCCAACAACAGGACGCUGUCCCCGAUAAUGAGCUUCAUUAUACGACGAUGCGGCGUGUUUGUUCAGAUCAAACGCUCCGUCUCCGACUCCGUCAGCAGAGCCAGUGAACGCAUCGCAGAAAAUGUAGCUUUUAUAUAUGAUGACAUGUUAUUUAUAUGGAUGUGAAACUAAAAAAUAAAAACGCGUGAUAUUUCGUUUUAACAUGUUUUAAUUGUUUUUUUAAACCUUUUUUGAGUUAAAUUUUCCACAAAAGUCGACGAGUUGUGUCAUGAAUCAGAUUCAAACUAAUGUAGCUUUUAUUGUUAUUAUGAAUACAUCUACACACAGUAACAGCCUAACAGAUUGUAAUAUAUAUUAUAAGCUUAUAAUGCGUUUGAUUUUGUCAUAGUAUUUUUAUAUGUUGAAGAGGAUGUUGUCACUGAAUCGUCUGUAGACUGUAGAGAAAUCUGUUUUCAGUUGCAAAAAAAAAAAAAGAAGUUUCCAAACCAACCUCGCGUCAUCGAUGGGACUUUUCACAAAACAAAAAAAAGAGAGAAAAAAUGUCAGAUCGUGUUUGGGUUCAUGUUGUCUCACCUGAAAGCAGACAACAAUUAGUGCUUCUUUUUCCUAUUUAUUUAAAUAAAAGAGCUGUUUCUCCUUCA
Anarrhichthys ocellatus (wolf-eel) is the source of this 6283-nucleotide messenger RNA. RefSeq names its product slit homolog 1 protein-like. Gene Ontology annotation, molecular function: Roundabout binding; heparin binding; calcium ion binding. NCBI's taxonomy places the organism in Eukaryota, Metazoa, Chordata, Actinopteri, Perciformes, Anarhichadidae. The transcript is spliced from 32 exons. Gene Ontology annotation, biological process: axon guidance; negative chemotaxis. The record is from RefSeq and is a predicted model, not a curated record. The coding region runs from base 99 to 3797 and encodes 1232 amino acids.